AUGACUUCUGACGGAACAAACCUGAAAGACAAACAGCCAAUGGAUCCCAAGACCCAUCAGCACACACCAGAGGUGAUCAACAUCACCAGAGAUGGAACCCAUAGCACUGUUGGAUGGAGCCAUCAAGGACCAACCAAGGGAAGGAAGGAACGAAGGAACGAACGAAGAAAUGAAGGAAGAAACGAGAGGAGAAACGAAGAGGAAGAGAGCCCAGAAAAUCAAGAGCAAAGAAAAGACGACUCUGAAGAAAAAGAUCUAAGAGAUGCUCCCAGAAACGGGGAGAAUCAAGACGAUGCCCGAAGCGGGCUCAACUCUAAAAGAGAAGAACGAAAAGAAAAGGAGGAUGCACCACCAAAAAGCAAGAGACAGGAGAAAGAUGCAGGGAAAGCACAAUCGAAGAAGAAAAACCAGGAGGAUGAAGGCGAGUCCUCGGAAUUGCCCCAAAAGAGCAAAGCCACGUACGUUGCUGAGGAAGAUUUGGAAGAAAAAAUUGCCAAAGCGCUGAAAAAACUGAAAUCUAAAGAGCUAGACAUAGACGACCUCAGGCUGAAGGGUUCGCCUCUGUCACCUGAGAUAAUGGAAGAAACAAUUCCCUAA
Messenger RNA from Mercurialis annua (annual mercury), 597 nucleotides. RefSeq lists its product as uncharacterized. NCBI's taxonomy places the organism in Eukaryota, Viridiplantae, Streptophyta, Magnoliopsida, Malpighiales, Euphorbiaceae. Bases 1 to 597 code for a protein of 198 amino acids. The record is from RefSeq and is a predicted model, not a curated record. The transcript is spliced from 2 exons.